Cercopithifilaria johnstoni is the source of this 249-nucleotide messenger RNA. The record is from the annotation of a GenBank genome assembly. NCBI's taxonomy places the organism in Eukaryota, Metazoa, Nematoda, Chromadorea, Rhabditida, Onchocercidae.
AUGUUUCCAACAACUGUAGUAAAAAGCGCAACUGAAAUAUCUGAUGAUUCAAGCGGUAGUAGAAUAGGUCCGAUUAUAACUAUUCUUCUGGUUGUAUUUGUUGGUCUUGUUAUUGGUGGAUAUAUUGGCUAUCGUAAAUUAAAAGAACGACGUCGCAAUCACGGUGAAUAUCGACCACAGUUCGAAGAAUAUCAACAUGCCAAAAAUUUACCUUAUUUGCAGCCUCCUAGUAUUGAAGGACUUAUUUAA